Branchiostoma belcheri (Belcher's lancelet) is the source of this 1887-nucleotide messenger RNA. RefSeq lists its product as uncharacterized. Gene Ontology annotation, molecular function: calcium ion binding; 2-oxoglutarate-dependent dioxygenase activity. NCBI's taxonomy places the organism in Eukaryota, Metazoa, Chordata, Leptocardii, Amphioxiformes, Branchiostomatidae. The transcript has 11 exons. The record is from RefSeq and is a predicted model, not a curated record. Bases 88 to 1713 code for a protein of 541 amino acids.
ACCCGGAAGUGAAGAGCAACAGUUGUCAAACUUGUCUCACAACUUCUUACAGAAAAGACAGUCUCAAGAAGUCUGUAAAACCACGCCAUGGAGAUCUCAAGCAGUUUCCCGUUUCUUGUCAUUUUCUGUUGCGCAUUUCUCCCCUCUUUGAAGAGUGAAUCCGAGCUUUUGAGGGGCCACGGGGAGGAGUUGGGAAGGCAUCGGGACCCGGAGGGCCACAUCCCCGUCCUGCACGACAUGCCUUCCCCGCUGGAGUUUUGGGAGAAAUAUGCCAGUCGAAGGAAGCCCGUCCUAUUCAAAGGUGUGGCCAAAAACUUCCCAGCAUUUUCCCUCUGGACAGACGAGUAUCUGCUCGAGAACUACGGAGAACUCAAGGUCAAGUUAGAGGCCAAAGCCGAGAAGGACAAGUAUCCCGUUGGGGAGAAGGGUCUCGCCCAAGACACCAUCAGAAACUUUCUUAAGACAUACAAGAACCAGGAUAAGUACAUCGUGUCACAGCUACCCGACCCGAUGUCUAAGGAGGUGCUUGUGUUACCGUGCGUUCGCUGUGGGUCCUUUAAGAACAGGGUUCUGGAGGCAAACCUGUGGCUGAGCUCGGGGGGAACAAAGAGCCUCCUGCACAAGGACGCAGACAACGCCUUCAACUGUCUCCUCAACGGAACAAAGGACUGGAUUCUCAUCGAUCCAGAACAUGAGGUCAACGUCCCGAUAGCGGAGGAAGCUUCUGGAGAGUACGGAGGGUUUUCGCUGAUUAACGUGGACCACGUGAACCUGCAGCGGUACCCGGACUUCGCAAAGGUCCCCUGGUGGUACGCCAACAUAACUGCAGGAGACUGCCUGUGGCUGCCAUACAGCUACCUGCACCAGGUGAGGUCGUACGGCACUAAGAACAUGGCCGUGUCGGUCCUGUUCUCUCGGCUGAAGGAGUUUGACUCUACCGGCUGUGACACAGUCGAGCCUGAGUACACCCCUCUCAGCCAGGCUGACAUGGUAUGGACCUAUGAUGGCGUCGCCUCGCAGACCAUGGGAAACACAGAUCCUUUUGAGCUCAAUGAAACCCUAGUGCACGCGUGUGAACAGUCAGGGAAUGGAAAACUUGAUGCCGCUACGUAUUUGGAGCUACUCAUAGAGAUGCGGACAAUGGAGAGUGAAGAAGAUGAAGACAUUGAUUUUCCUGAUGUAGACAUUCUGGAGGAGAUUUCACACCAGGUGAUGAUGAUACUGGACCCCACCGGAGCGGGAUCGGUGACCUGUGACCGGCUGAGACAGCUGACCGUGGCGGAGCUGAAGGCCGUGGCAGGGGUCACGUCCUCUGACCCCGCCAACACCGAGCAGUACGAGUACAAACACUUCUCACCCAAGGACGUCAGAGCUGUGAUCAUGUCAGCUUAUGACAAAGACGCUGAUCGACUCGACCUGUCAGCUUUUAUUCAGAAGUACCAGGACAGUCUCCAGGGUUCUGAGAAAAUAGCUAAAGAGGUGUUUGAAGUGUUGGACCCUGAUAACAAAGGGUACGCUAACAAAGCAGACCUGGCAGCAGGUAUGGACCAAGUCAUGGUCAUGUUCACACCAAGGCAGAUGGACGAUCCAGCAGGCAUCCAAUGGGAACAAGCACAGGAGGAGGAUGAAAUGUUCCACAUUGAAUCAGAAACCCCCAAGCAGACCCACAGGGAAAACAACAAACAAACAAGUCAUGAUCAUGGAGAAUUGUAGAACAACUCUGAUGAUGUCAGCAAUGAUCACAUUCCUGAGCAGUGUAUACUGUAAAUUCCUUUAUUUUUGAGGGGACUUUAUAUUAGGGUAUGAUAGGGGAUAGGAUCUAGGAGCUUUCAAGUACUCUCCAAGCAGAGGUUUUGGUUUGGGGUUAUUUUUAGCGUGUUUUUAGGC